Molecule: messenger RNA, 1650 nt
Organism: Didymella exigua CBS 183.55
Lineage: Eukaryota; Fungi; Ascomycota; Dothideomycetes; Pleosporales; Didymellaceae
Product: cytochrome P450
Exons: 5
Coding region: 1-1650 (549 amino acids)
Molecular function (GO): oxidoreductase activity, acting on paired donors, with incorporation or reduction of molecular oxygen; heme binding; monooxygenase activity
Source: RefSeq, a predicted model, not a curated record
AUGGCGAAGCUCGUCGACCCCGUCGGGAUCGCAAACAGCCCGCCUGUGCUUGCUUCUCUCGGUCUCAUUACACAUCUACUUCUACACCGAGAUGAGUGGGACAACGAUAUGUCCAUCUGGCUUGGAGCGUGGCUGUUCGGAAUCGCUGGAAUCGCUGUGACCGAGUACACUCGAGCAAACUCUAUCGGCAAUGUAGUAAAGGUCACAGCAACUGCAGCAGCAAUCUACUUCGGCGUAUUGGCGGCGAGCAUUCUCGCUCAUCGAGUGCUAUUCCAUCGAUUGCGAAAGUUCCCUGGACCUUUCGUUGCGCGCUUCUCUAAGUUUCACGCCGUCUUUGCUGGUGUGCUUCCCGACUACCAGUACUACAAGUACAGCGAAGCAUUACAGAAGAAAUACCAAGCAGACCUCAUUCGAACGGGCCCCCGCGAGCUUGCUGUGUAUCGCGCCGAUGCCGUUCCACUUAUUCACGGGCCUAUGUCACGGUGCCGGAAGGGCCCCUGGUACAACAAUGCGAAUCACUUAGGUGGCGCAUCCACACAUACCACGCGCGACAAGCAGGACCAUAAGCAGCGACGCAAGGCUUGGGACCACGCUUUCAACGCAAAGGCAUUGCGCGAAUACGAACCCAGACUGAACCGACACGCGCUCGCGCUCAUGACAAAGCUAAAGGAGGAGGCCAAUAACCCCUCUAUUCGAAUUACUAACUGGGUCAACUUCUACAGCUUUGACGUCAUGGGCGACAUCGGGUUCAGUCGCAGUUUUGGUAUGCUAGAGAAAGGUGAAGAAGACCCUAUGAUCAAGCUCCUACACGCCAGCAUGGAACCGUUGUCCGUUUUUGGGCAAUUUCCUUGGGCGCUAAACUUGAUCACCCGUACAUCAUUCGGUGCUAAACCACUCAUUGAGCAUAUCGAGUGGACUGCGAAGGUUUUGAAGGAGAGGACGGCGAUCACGCCAAAGGAAAAUGACGUCGUCAGCUGGCUGCUUGAUCCCAGCAGCUCAAAGGUAACACGUGAGCUUAAUGCUGACUCUCGUCUCCUUAUCGUUGCCGGAAGCGACACCACAGCCGCAACACUGUCUUUCAUCAGCUACGAGCUCUGCAAGCACGCUGGUGUUCAGGCCAAAUUACGCAAAGCAGUUGAUGCUGCCGCCAAUGGCAAGAAUCACCUUGAUGUUGAGGAUGUGCAAAACAUUCCGUACCUAGAUGGUGUCAUUAAUGAAGUUCUUCGUCUCCACCCGGCUGUCCCUUCCGGCGUCCAGCGCGAAACCCCAUCCGAAGGUAUGACGCUCCCCGACGGCACCUAUAUUCCCGGUAACAUCCUCGUCUGGAUGCCUAUUCACUGCCUCCAACGCGAUCCCCGAUACUGGGCUAAGCCCUUGACCUUCAUGCCCGAACGCUGGACCGACGAGCAGCCCGAGGCCAUCAUCGACAAGCGCGCGUUCAUGCCUUUCAGCACUGGUGUGUACAGCUGCGUUGGCCAGAAGCUGGCGAUGAUGCAGUUGAGGAGCGUCACGGCGAAUCUGAUCAGGACGUUUGAUAUAAGCUUUGCGGAGGGUGAGGACGGGAGUGCAGUCGAGAAGCAGAGUAGGGAUUGCUUUACUACGAAUGUGGGCAAGUUGGACGUCAGGCUCGAGCCUAGGUACAAGGCAUGA